AUACUGACUAACGAAUCAACGACAAUCCAAAAGUCGCGUUACCGAUCCACCAUACUACAGCAUAUUCACCCUCCAUCUGCUGUGAACGACAAAACCUUUCCCUUGCUUGAUCGCAACUCCGAAGUCGAGACCACCCAGAACGCGGCCACCACAAAGACAAGACAACAGCGACCUCUCGCUGCAUAUCAGCCGACAUCAUGACGUUCGCGGAUGAGCUCAAAUCGCGGAACUUCAGCAUCUACGGUCAAUGGACCGGAAUUCUUUGCGUACUACUAUGCUUCGCGCUGGGAAUCGCCAACAUCUUUCACUUCAACAUUGUCAUUCUGUUUAGCGUCAUCUGCUUUGUAUCUGCCUUCGUCAUCAUCUUCAUAGAGAUCCCGCUUCUACUCCGGAUCUGCCCAACGUCGCCGAAAUUCGACUCGUUCAUCCGCCGAUUCGAAACGAACUACAUGCGAGCCGCCAUAUACCUGACCAUGUCCAUAAUCCAAUGGCUGUCCCUGAUUGCGAUGACAACGUCACUGAUCGCGGUGGCUGUUGUGCUGCUCAUUGCAUCGCUCUUCUACGCGCUCGCCGGAUUCAAGGGCCAGGAGUUCCAAAGCAGCAAAACGUUAGGAGGGCAGGGCGUCGCGCAGAUGAUUGUUUGA
Zymoseptoria tritici IPO323 is the source of this 644-nucleotide messenger RNA. RefSeq lists its product as uncharacterized. Lineage: Eukaryota; Fungi; Ascomycota; Dothideomycetes; Mycosphaerellales; Mycosphaerellaceae. The transcript is spliced from 4 exons. The record is from RefSeq and is a predicted model, not a curated record. Bases 198 to 644 code for a protein of 148 amino acids. Gene Ontology annotation, cellular component: Golgi membrane. Gene Ontology annotation, biological process: vesicle-mediated transport.